AUGUUUUAUGAAAACGAAAUGAAAUGCCAGCGUCAUCUUUAAAAUUUAAUUACAUCGAUAUGCGUUGAUCGUGAGUGCAAAUUUCAAAGGAAACUUUGCGCACGUUGCCUAGAUUUAGAUGUACAUGGAGCCAACAACACUGUUUCUAUAGAUAAAUUCAAAGAAAUGGCUAACAAGAAAUUAGAAAUCUUUAAACAAACAUCCAAUGAACUUGCCAAUUCAAGAGCAGCUUUUAAAUAGAAGAUUUCUCAAGCUUAAAUCAUGCUGAAGACUUUUUUGGAUGAUUCAUCGGAAUAAAUCAAAUAAUUAUUCGAUAGAUUUGAUCAGGAAAACUAAUCCUACAUAAAUCUGAUCACUAAAAUCGUCUAAAAUCCAGCAGAAUCCUAAUAAACUGAUUUAGAAAAAUUAGUCUCCAUUAUUAUUGAAGAAGAGAGAUAAAUAAAAGAUUAGAAUAUUUAGAAAAUUUGUGAUCUGAAGGUUUUAGAUGAGAUUAAGAAUGAGUGGGAAAAUGGAAUUAAGACUGUUUUUUAAAAUUCCAAUGAAUUAUUAUAUAAGAUUAAGUAAAUCCAGUUAGUUGAGGGUGAAGUUUAUUAAAAAGAGAAGGAUCUCUUUAAAAUUCUUGCUUCGGAUAUUGAUGAAUAAAUUUUAAAAAAAGUUAUUGAUUAGCAGGGAAAUGAUAAUAUUUCGAAUAUACUAACAUUUUUUUCAAAGCUAUCAGAUAUAAAUCUAUAUGCAUCAUUUGUCAAUGAGCAAGUGACAAUUUAAGAUAUAAAACAGAAAAUUAAAAAUAUCAUGAAUGCUUUGAGAAAUAUUUUAGAUCAUCCCUUUAGUCAAAUAAAUUAUAGCGAAGAAAGUUAUGAAGAGGAAAGAUUCAAUCUCAUUAAGAAGAUAUCAGGAAAUAAGAUGAUUGUAAAUUUUCUUAAAUGUCUAGUCUAAUUGACAAAUAUUGAUGAAAAAUUUAUUUAAUGCGGAUCAAAUGGAUUAAAUUUAUUAGCACAGAUGAAGGUUGAUCUUACCAACGAUAACUUUUAAGGCAUCAGAAUAAAAAAUACAUCUUUGAUAGGUGGAAAUUUUGUAAGAUGUAAUUUUAGUAAAUCGAAGUUUGAAGAUGUAGAUUUAACGGGAGUGAAUCUUAAUGGAGCUCUUUUAUUGAAAUGUGAAUGGAAGAACAUUAAAAUCCAAGAACUUAAUAAAUUGGAUGGUCAUAGUAAUUGGAUCCAAUCAGUAUGCUUCUCACCAGAUAAAACUACUUUAGCAUCUGGCAGUGGUGAUAAGUCAAUACGAUUAUGGGAUGUUAAGACAGGAUAAUAAAAAGCCAAAAUAGAUGGUCAUAGUGAUAGAGUAUGGUCAGUAUGCUUCUCACCAGAUGGAACUACUUUAGCAUCUGGUAGUGAUGAUAAGUCAAUCAGAUUAUGGGAUGUUAAAACAGGAUAAUAAAAAGCCAAAUUGGAUGGUCAUAGUAAUACUGUCUACUCAGUAAGCUUCUCACCAGAUAACACUACUUUAGCAUCUGGUAGCAGUGAUAUGUCAGUUCGAUUAUGGGAUGUUAAGACAGGAUAAUAAAAAGCCAAAUUGGAUGGUCAUAGUAAUACGGUCUACUCAGUAAGCUUCUCACCAGAUAACACUACUUUAGCAUCUGGUAGCAGUGAUAUGUCAGUUCGAGUAUGGAAUGUUAAAACAGGAUAAUAAGAAGCCAAAUUGGAUGGCCAUAAUAGUUAUGUCUAAUCUGUAUGCUUCUCGCCAGAUGGAACUAUAUUGGCAUCUGGUGGUUAUGAUAAAUCAAUCAGAUUAUGGAAUGUUAAAACGGGAUAAUAAAAAGCUAAAUUAGAUGGACAUAGUCAGUGGGUUCAAUCAGUGUGCUUCUCACCAGAUAGAACUACUUUAGCAUCUGGUAGUUAGGAUAAUUCAAUCAGAAUAUGGGAUGCGUAAACAGGAUAAUAAAAAGCUAAAUUAGAUGGUCAUAAUAAUUGGGUCCAAUCAGUAUGCUUCUCAUCAGAUGGAACUAUCUUAGCAUCUGGUAGUUAUGAUAAUUCAAUUAGAAUAUGGGAUUUGGAAAUAGGAUAGUAAAUUUAUCCGACAGAUAAACGUUUCAAAGAUCUAAUUGAAGAUUUGAAAAUUCAACUACCAAAAACAGGUAUUUCUUUAACUUUUAUUUAGAUUUGAAUUAUCCAAAAUUAAUUAUUUCUUCAGAACCAACUCUGUAUGUAUAAGGUGCUGUAAUUUUAGGAGAAUUUGUAAAUCAUUAAGAUUAUGAUUUGAAGCCUAUUUUAAAACAAUAAGGUUGUUACAUUUUCGGCAAUUGA
Messenger RNA from Paramecium sonneborni, 2303 nucleotides. The record is from the annotation of a GenBank genome assembly. Lineage: Eukaryota; Ciliophora; Oligohymenophorea; Peniculida; Parameciidae.